GGGGCGGGGCAAGUCCUGGGGCGGGGCUUGGCCUUCAGGGGCGGGGCUCGAAGGGGAGGGGGCCCAACCCACUGGCAUGGGGCACCCACAGGGCACCACGGGUCCCCUCCCCUUUGCUGUGGGGUCACCACAUCUCUGGGGCACCCACCCCACCCCCGUUCCCUGCCCACGGUGCCCCUCCACGUGGGUCAGGGCGAGGCCCCCCGGCCCCGCUGACCCCCCGUGCCCCUCAGAGGUGCUGCACUGGGGGCCGUGGGGCCCCUGGAGCCCCUGCACCCGCCCGCUCUGGGAGUCCAUCGCCUGCAAGAGCACGGUGGGGCAGCAGCGGCGCACCCGGGAGUGUGUGGGGCACGGCCAGGGGGGGCCCUCGUGCCCCGCCGAGGAGGGGCUGGGCACCAUCCACGUCCGGGCCUGCUACAACAUCCAGAACUGCCUCCUGCACGGGAACUGGUCAGACUGGAGCCCCUGGGGGCUCUGCACCCCCCCGUGUGGGACCAGCCCCACGCGGAGCCGCAGCCGGGAGUGUCGGGCCACCCUCCCCUCCUACAAGCUGACGGUGACAAACGUGGGCAGCAGCGGGAGCAGGAACGUGACGUUCUGGGGGACGCCGAGGCCGCUUUGCGAGCCCCUGUUGGGGCAGAGGCUGCGCCUGGAGGAGAUCCGGCCCUGCCUGCACGUCCUGCCCUGCCCCCCCGACGAGGAAUGAGGCUCCCGGUGACCUCGUGGGACGCUCCUCGGACCCCAAACUCGCCUGGAUUUCCCCCGAAACGCGCUUGGCUCCUCCCCCCGACCGUUCCCCCUAAUAAAGACCCGGCACUGAAGCGGCCCCCGACGGCCUGGGGGGGUGUGGGGGAGGAGGGGGGUCCCGGGGAGGGGCAGGCUCGUGGGGGGGAAGGGGCGGCCCAGGGGUUCUUUUUUCGGGUGUCGCUGCUCGCGAUGACGUCACCGGCCAGACCCCGCCAGACCCCGCCCCUUCCCUCUGCAGAGCCGGGGGCGGGACUGAUGAUGACGUCAUCGCCAGACCACGCCCGCUCGGAGGGUUUUGGAUUGGGAGGGGCGGGGCGGGGGCGGGGCCGGAUGUGAGCGCGCGGGGGCGGGGCGGGGCGGGGCCGCCCGGGGAUGCUUUAGGGGGCUCAUCCUGCAGGGGGGUCAUUCCAGAGGGUCCCACAGGGCCCCCCCGGGCCGCCCCCCCUCCCGAUCCCUUACAGCCCCAUCCCCUGUAGCCCCCCCUUCUCCUGUAGCCCCCCAUCCCUUACAGCCCCCGAUCCCCCGUAGCCCCCUCAUAUCCCCGUAGCUCCCCAAGCCCUAUAGCUCCCGAUCGCCCUAUAGCCCAUCCCUGCAGCCCCCCAUCCCCUGUAGGGCCCGGCCAUAGGGCUGCUGUCCUCGACCACCCCAGCUCCCUCCCCCUACUGAGCAGCUUUUCCCGGGGUCCCUCCCCCUCCA
Molecule: messenger RNA, 1443 nt
Organism: Lepidothrix coronata (blue-crowned manakin)
Lineage: Eukaryota; Metazoa; Chordata; Aves; Passeriformes; Pipridae
Product: properdin-like
Exons: 4
Coding region: 77-706 (209 amino acids)
Source: RefSeq, a predicted model, not a curated record